Puntigrus tetrazona (Sumatra barb) is the source of this 1968-nucleotide messenger RNA. RefSeq lists its product as uncharacterized. NCBI's taxonomy places the organism in Eukaryota, Metazoa, Chordata, Actinopteri, Cypriniformes, Cyprinidae. Gene Ontology annotation, cellular component: membrane. Gene Ontology annotation, molecular function: ATPase activator activity. Gene Ontology annotation, biological process: membrane organization. The coding region runs from base 245 to 1582 and encodes 445 amino acids. The transcript has 6 exons. The record is from RefSeq and is a predicted model, not a curated record.
AGCACCACCCGGAACAGUAGUGGCGCAGUCGUGCUAGGACGUGUGACUUGUCAGAUAGGGCAAAAUCCGAAAUAUUAUCUAUGAAUGUUGUCAGCCAGGUCUGUUUUUGAGACUAGAGGGACAGGUUUCAGAGGUAUUUGUUCUACGUGGCGACAUUGCUUUUUAGCGAGCGCGUUUGUGCUUCAUUUCAGGUCCAUAUCAAAUGCACUACUGCAGAAUAACACACUGAAAGAAAGUAGUUCAAAUGGCAGACAAAGGCAACAGUGAGGAUACGGGACAGCUUUCCUGUCAACCUUCUGACACUAUGCAGCAAGGAACUGACCGUAGGUCUAACCCAGGACCUAAUACAAAAGAAAAAAAUGAGAGUAUCAGUGAACCUGAGGAGCAACAUAAAGGCCCGUCUGGGGAUACUUCACCAGAUAUUAGAGCUAAAAAAAGAGAUGAAUCCAUUCUUAAUAUCCAAAAGCCUAAAAAAGUAGAAGAAAAGCAAGAAGAAAAGCAAGAAGAAAAGCAAGAAGAAAAGCAAGAAGAAAAGCAAGAAGAAAAGCAAGAAGAAAAGCAAGAAGACAAGCAAGAAGACAAGCAAGAAGAAAAGAAAAAAGAAAAGAAAGAAGAAGAAAAGAAAAAAGAAAAGAAAGAAGAAGAAAAGAAAAAAGAAAAGAAAGAAGAAGAAGAAUCUGAAGAAGAAGAAUAUGAAGAAGAAGAAGAAAAAGGAAAAGAAGAUAUGAAAAGGGAUAUAAAUGAAGACCAGGCUCAAGAUAGGAACAUCCAAUCACAGAUCACUGCGCCAGGAAAUAAUAAAACAUUUUGGAUUUGUGCAGCCGGUGCCAUUGUGUUAGCUGUGGUUUGUGCAUUAAUGUGUAGUCCUGACUCAACUCCACCUGUACAAAACGAGGUAAAUGUGGUGGACAUAUUCAAUCAGGAAAUGAAAAAUCUUAAGAAUAGCUUUCCAAAUCAGCAUGCAGAGCUCUGGAGGAGGAGUCUUAUUCAUCUUCGGCGCCACCUAAAAACUAAAAACCCCACCGAACCCGUCAGCCUGAUUCUGACGUCUGAUCACAGAGCUGAAAAGACACUUGGUUGCCUGGCCCAAUGUUUGGCCCAAGCCUUUUCUACUGCUCUUAACUCUUCGUUUCUGCAUAUUAAUGGAAAAGAUAAAGCAUCACAAGACAGUGAUCAGGUCAAGCUGGACAUUGAUAGAGAACUGAAAAAAGCCUUUGAGGAAAAAAAGUCUGCUGCGGUGGUCCACCGUUUUGAGGAGCUCCCUCCUGGAUCCACUCUCAUCUUCUACCGUUACUGUGACCACGAGAAUGCGGCUUAUAAAAACGUCUUCCUGGCCUUUACUGUAAUGCUUGAUGCAGAAGUGGAAGUGCCAUCCGAUGUCAAUCUAGGAAGAGUUGAGGAGAUGGUUCAAGAGCACAUAAAACACAAGUUUGUCUCCUCUGACAAGUCAGCAACGUUUAAUCAAAUGGACGUUGACAAACUAAGUGGACUCUGGAGCAGAAUAUCACAUCUCAUCUUGCCAGUGGCUGCAGAAGAGAAGAUUGAGCAGCAGGGCUGCGGGGAAUAUAAUAAAGCAUUUUAAAGACACUUUUUGCAUUUUGCAAAAAAAAUACUACUUCAAAUAUUUGACUUAAGCAAAAAAUAUAUGUAUAUGGGAAUUUGUCGCUGUUUGGAUGAUAGGCCUCAAUUUUCUUUGACACUAAACUACCACUUUGGAGAUAAUGAAUUUUAUAAAAACAUAAAAUGAAGGAAGUUUACCAUUUUUAUAGUUCUUCUUUCUUUUCAUGUAGAUCUGUUUGCAUCUAAAUUAUGUUUUAAUUUAAAAAAGUAAUUUUUUUUUUUUGAUCUGUACAUUUGGAUUUGGAGGUGAAAGUGUUAUAUUUGUUAUAUGAUCGAUUUUCUUUUCUACUUCAAAGCUUUAUUAGAGAAAAUAAACGUGCCUUAAUAAAUUUAUCAGCUCUUCUUCCU